Chaetomium strumarium is the source of this 1601-nucleotide messenger RNA. RefSeq lists its product as uncharacterized. The transcript is spliced from 6 exons. Bases 201 to 1442 code for a protein of 413 amino acids. The record is from RefSeq and is a predicted model, not a curated record. Lineage: Eukaryota; Fungi; Ascomycota; Sordariomycetes; Sordariales; Chaetomiaceae.
CCUUUUUAAAGCCCGUCGGACCCACCUCCGGAGGCAGGAUGGAUUUCAAGUUCCAGUCUGUCGGAAUCACGAGAAGGGACGAAGCAGAAUGAUGUUUAUGUUUGCCCGGCGGCCGUGGUGAACCCCCCAAGAACGCCUUGCGCCUGCUCCUCUCGAGCUCCGGACCGUGGCCCUUACGUGUACGCCGACAAGACGCCAAGAUGGCGGCGGUGGUGCCUCCGGACCCUUCGACCUUCACGCCGGAGUACGUCAAUGCGAGCAAUGCGGCGCGGAUCGUGGGCGUAGUGGGCGUCUUCCACUUCAUCGCCCUCACUUUCGUCUCGCUGCGUCUUUACGUCCGCGCCUUCAUGGUCAGGGCCGUCGGGGUCGACGAUCUCCUCAUUGUGGGGGCUGCUGCUCUCGCGCUCAUGUCAUGGAUCUGUUUGGUGCUCCAAAUACCGCACGGCCUCGGCCGUCACGGCUGGGUGGUCCCAGUCGAGGAACGGAUCAAGUUUGAGCAGAUCACCUUCUGGAAGACGGUCUUCUCGGACGGCGUCGCCAUGGGAUUGCUGAGGAUAUCAAUGGCCAUCAGUCUACUACGGCUCAAGAAGGACCUCAAGUGGUAUCGGUAUUCCCUCUUUGCUAUUAUGGGCUUCGUCGUGGCGUAUUCGAUCCAAGCUAUUGCCUGGCUAUUCGUUUACUGCACCCCGUUCUCGGGCUGGUGGGAGUUUCAGUGGAUGAACCCGUUCGAUCCCCGGUGUAAAUCCUUCACCACGUUUGUCAAUCUUGUGUAUUGGAAUAUCUCCUGCAACAUCUUUACCGACGUGCUCCUUGGAGCACUGCCCGUUCCCAUCAUUUGGAACCUCAAAAUGAGGCUCCGAGUAAAGCUCUACGUGAUUGGCAUUCUCAACCUGGGAUAUCUCGCUGUCCUGAUGGGCAUUCUCAAAGCUGUUUUCAUGCUCACGACCGGAGGCGAUCCCGACGCCAUCUUCGACUACUGGGUCCACUUCUGGGAAAAUCUCCAGCUCAACAUCGGCAUCAUCGCCGCCUGCGCCUCGUUCCUCAAGCCACUCGUCGGACGUCUUCUGAAGAUCAACAGCUCAGCCGGCUACUCGUACCCAGAGACCCCGUAUGGCCGCAGCGGGAACACCCCGCAUGGUCUCCAGACCAUCGGCAGCAAAUAUGCCAACAGAAGGCGGACUGCUGACCAGAGCCACAUCGGCGACGAAUUCGAGCUCCACACUAAGGCUCGCUCGUCAGCCGAAGGGCCUCAGGUGGUCACAAGCGUGGAAGGCGCCCGGCAGCCGCGCAGGGCUUCGCCGAAUUACUCAACUGAGGGGGUGGACAGGGUGCCGUCUGACACCAACAGCGAGGAGAUCAUUCUGCAGAAGCAGGAUGCCCCUAAUGAUGGGAUUAUGAUGACAAGAGAUAUCAGCGUGCGGUAUAGCACUAAACAGCACUAAAUUGUGGUCCAAGGGUUGCUAUGCCAGCAUGUAAGGCACAUGUGGUGCAUCACAAUGGAGGAGGGUACGCGGCGUUAUUUGGCAUUUUGCGGGCUUGGGUCAGGGCUUACCGCCUAAAAGGAGGCAUUCUGUACAUGUGUAAACAAAUACAAAUAUUCC